This is a messenger RNA of Harpegnathos saltator (Jerdon's jumping ant), 1951 nucleotides long. RefSeq names its product Succinyl-CoA:3-ketoacid CoA transferase (gene SCOT). The coding region runs from base 284 to 1921 and encodes 545 amino acids. NCBI's taxonomy places the organism in Eukaryota, Metazoa, Arthropoda, Insecta, Hymenoptera, Formicidae. Gene Ontology annotation, cellular component: mitochondrion. The transcript has 7 exons. The record is from RefSeq and is a predicted model, not a curated record. Gene Ontology annotation, molecular function: succinyl-CoA:3-oxo-acid CoA-transferase activity. Gene Ontology annotation, biological process: ketone body catabolic process.
GCAAUCCAAUCUGCUCAGUCAGGAUCCGCGCGUUCCGCGCUUCGAAGUGUGAGGUGCGGUUCAUGAUAUAACAACAUUUCAACACGAAGGCAUUAUUUAAGUACAUCAGGCUGACGUCUGUACUUAAGAGCAAUUUUAUUUUAAAAGACAAGGUGUAAUUGAAGCACGAAGGAGUAACUUUGAAGCAAACGAAGCGGUCUACAUUUAACCUCUAACCUCUCUAACACUGUGUAGAAUUUGAAUAGAAUUCAUAAAUAAUACAUAUCUAUCGCCGGGUAAAAAAAUGGCGUUCGCGUUGAAAGGAGUCAGUGGAAUAUUCCUGCGGCUCGCGGCUUUGAACGGCGGCUCGCGAAUAAGCCAGAAUUAUUUAAAUAUAUCACGGGUAUGUACUGUAAAGUUCUCUAUCAAAGCAGAUAUCCCACAAGUGGAAAAUAAAAAUGAGAAUGUCAUUAGAAAAGUACCAGUAGGAAAUGGCAAGGUGUUUAAAAGCAUAGAGGAAGCUGUUUCUGACAUACCCAACGGAGCCAAACUGUUGGUUGGUGGAUUUGGUCUUUGUGGUAUUCCAGAAAACUUGAUAUCGGGUGUACUCAAUAAAGGCUGCAAAGAUUUAACAGUGGUUUCAAACAAUGCUGGAGUGGAGGACUUUGGAUUAGGUAUACUGUUGAAAGCUCAUCGGAUCAAAAGGAUGAUUGCCUCCUAUGUGGGUGAGAAUCCAGAAUUUGAGAGGCAAUAUCUGAGUGGUCAAUUGGAGGUCGAAUUAACGCCACAGGGUACUUUGGCGGAGCGUAUUAGAGCUGGAGGCGCAGGUAUUCCAGCGUUUUACACUCCCACAGCUUUUGGUACUAUCGUACAGGAAGGGAAUGUGAUCGUCAAGUACGACAAGAAUGGUAACGCGGAGAUAUCGGGUGAAUCGAGGAAUGUGAGUCAAUUCGACGGACGAAACUACGUGAUGGAGGCCGCCAUCACCGGCGAUUUUGCGCUCGUGAAGGCAUACAAAGCCGAUACCGCGGGUAAUCUCAUCUUCCGGAAAUCCGCCAGGAACUUCAAUCCAGUGAUGUGCAAGGCGGCCAGAGUAUCGAUCGUUGAGGUGGAGGAGAUCGUAGAAAUUGGUCAGCUGGAUCCUGAUCACAUUCAUAUACCUGGCAUUUUUGUAGACAGAAUCGUGAAAGGCCCCUCUUUCGAAAAGCGUAUCGAGAGACGCUCGACCAAACAAACCGUAAAGCCGAAGAAGGUUACCCCGGCUGGCAAAGCGAGGGACAGAAUCAUUAGACGCGCUGCGCUCGAGUUUAAGGAUGGAAUGUACGCAAAUUUGGGAAUCGGCAUACCCGUGCUCGCCAGUAACUACAUUCCAAAGGGCGUGAAGGUCACGUUACAAUCAGAGAACGGUAUCCUUGGACUAGGUCCUUUCCCCGAUGAAAGCGAAGUUGACGCUGAUCUCAUCAACGCUGGGAAGGAAACCGUCACAGUUUUACCUGGUGCUUCUUUCUUCGGUAGUGAAGACAGUUUCGGCAUGAUUAGAGGUGGACACGUCGACCUGACUAUCCUCGGUGGCAUGCAAGUGUCGGAGAGUGGAGAUUUAGCCAACUGGAUGAUACCCGGCACAAUGGUGAAAGGCAUGGGCGGUGCCAUGGACCUCGUUUCCGCGGCGGGCACCAAGGUGGUUGUGACUAUGGAGCACAAAGCUCGGGACGGAAGUCCAAAGAUCUUGAAAAACUGCACCUUGCCUAUUACAGGCCAACAAUGCGUAGAUUUAAUUAUCACAGACAUGGGGGUGUUCGAGGUGGUGAAAGGAGAAGGAUUGAAACUUAUCGAGAUCGCCGCCAAUGUCGACAUCAGUGAGGUCGUUAGUUCGACAGGCUGUGAAUUUGCCGUCGCUGACGAUCUGAAGGAAAUGGGACAAGUGGAGGUCGACGAGUCGUAAAUUAUAAUAUAUCGGACAAAUUUUAAAUAA